Messenger RNA from Urocitellus parryii (Arctic ground squirrel), 1720 nucleotides. NCBI's taxonomy places the organism in Eukaryota, Metazoa, Chordata, Mammalia, Rodentia, Sciuridae. The record is from RefSeq and is a predicted model, not a curated record.
AUGUUCAAGUUCAUGGGUCACAGGUUCUCCAAGCUGCAGGAUGUUAAUGUAAAGUUGGGGAGCUAUCUCUGGAGAAGCCCUCCCUCCACAAGCUGCCCAGGCAAGAUAUGCUGGCUCCUCCUCUGGGGAGUCCUCCAGUCUUACCCCACACAGGGCUCUGUGCCCUUGGCCUAGUGACUCCCCAAGGAGAUGACAUCUCCUGGGUACCCAAAGCCAUAUCUUAAAGGCCAAGAGAGCAGCACUGAGGCUCCAGAGGGUUUUACUGUGAGGUUAGUCUUCCAGGACUUCGACUUGGAGCCAUUUCCAGAAGGGGAUUCUGUCACAAUCUCAGCUAGUAGGAUGGAUCUGAGCCAGCUCUGUGGUAAGCAGGGCUCCUCUCUGGGCAGCCCCCCUGGUCAGGGGGAGUUUGUGUCCACAGGGAGGAGAUUUCGGCUGACCUUCCGUGCACACACUUCCUCCAAAGACAAGACCACCCAUCUCCACAAGGGCUUUCUGGUCCUCUUCCAAGCUGUGGUUGUGAGCUGCAGUCAGCCCAUCAACCAGGCCAGUGGAGGCUCUGAACCCAUCAUUGCACCGGGAGCCAACUCCUCCAAGAUCCAUAGACACUGCCAGGAACCCUAUUACCAGGCAGUGCCAGCGGGGACACUCAGCUGCCCAUCCUGGGGGACCUGGAAGGACAGACAGGAUGGGGUGGAGAUUCCUCAGUGUGUACCUGUCUGUGGACAGCCAGUCACCCCCAUUGCCCAGAACCCAAAGAUCCUGGGUUCUUCCAAAGCUAAACUGGGCAACUUCCCCUGGCAAGCCUUCACCAGCAUCUAUGGACGUGGGGGCGGGGCCCUACUGGGCGACAAAUGGAUCCUCACUGCUGCCCACACCAUCCAGCCUAAGGACAGCAUCUGCCUCAGGAAGAACCGGAGCGUGAAUGUGUUCCUGGGCCACACAGACAUAGCCAAGAUGCUGAAAGUGGGGAACUACCCUGUCCGCCGGGUCUUUGUGCACCCAGACUACCAUCAGAACGAGUCCCACAACUUCAAUGGGGACAUCGCCCUCCUGGAGCUCCAGCACAGCGUCCCCCUGGGCCCCAACCUCCUCCCAGUCUGUCUGCCUGAUAACGAGAGCCUCUACCUUGAUGGCCUGUGGGGCUACGUCAGUGGGUUUGGUGUGGAGAUGGGCUGGUUGACUGAGGAGCUGAAAUACUCAAGGCUGCCCGUAGCUCCAAGGGAGGCCUGUGAGGCCUGGCUCCGGGAGAGGCAUCGAACUGAGGUGUUUUCUGACAACAUGUUCUGUGUUGGGGAUAAGAUGCAGAUGAACAGUGUCUGCCAGGGGGACAGUGGUAGUGUCUAUGUGGUGUGGGAUGAUCGAACCCAUCGCUGGGUGGCCACAGGCAUCGUAUCCUGGGGCAUUGGGUGUGGCAAGGGGUACGGCUUCUACACCAAAGUACUCAACUACGUGGACUGGAUCAAAGGAGUGAUGGACAGCAAGGACUGACCCUGGAACAAUUGAGCAGUGACCAGUCGACACUGUGGAGGUUGCAGUCAAGAGAGGGUUGGGGAUGAGGACGGAGCCCUGGAGGGAGAAGCAGAGAACCCCUAUUUAAGUCAUUGAUGCAGUCAGCACAUGGGAGAGAAAUCCUCUCCCAUCAACCUAAACCAUCCCAAACAGGAAGCAGCACCCCACAGCCCCCUUCUCCCCACCCUCUACCUUCUUGCAUGUUUGCACC